AUGGAGUUUUGCAACAUCCUGAGCUGGAACGUUAGAGGAUUGAAUAGGAAGAAUAAACAGAUGUCGGUUUUGGAUGUCUGUAGAUUGAAUAAGGAGACUACGCAAUUGUUGCAUUGUCGAGUUAGAAUUUGUAGUGGGAAUCAAGACUUUUGUCUCACUAUUGUGUAUGGUUCUAAUAGAUUGGAGACUAUGAGGGUUUUCUGGAAUGAUCUGGCUCACUUGCCUUUACCUAUAAAACCAUGGUUAUUUUUGGGGGAUUUUAAUGCAGAUUUUCAUGUUAAUGAUAGAAUUGGAGGGAGACCUAUAUCAAUGAAGGAAAUGGAGGAUGCCCAACAAUGGUUGGCUCUUGGGUUGGUUGAAGAAAUGAAGGUUAUGGGUCCUUUCUUUACUUGCUAUAAUAAUCAAGCUGGGGGGAAUCGAAUUUUUUCUAAGUUGGACAGUGUCUUCUAUAAUGAGGCUUGGUUGGACUCUUUUCCGUUGGCGUCAGAUUUUUCCCAAUGGGAGGUGGUUUCUGAUCAUAACACUUUUCUUAUCCAGGAUACCGUGUUAAAUAGCUGGACCAAACCGAUCUGUUUUGGGGGUGGUGGUUUGGCGAAGUUAGUUGAGAAACUAGUUCGACUCAAACAUUUUCUAAAGCGGUUCAACUUGAGUGUUAUGGGUGAUGUUGGGUGUCACUUUGAGAGAAGUAAAUUCUUGUUCCAGCAGGAGCUAAUUAAGCCUUGUUCUCUUCAUGAUGUUAAAGUUGCCCUUUUUAGCAUUCAGUCAGUCAAGAGCCCUUUUUUGUGGAAAGAUAUAGGCAGGGAGGUGUCUUUGGUUGUCCUUGAUUUUUUUGAAAUAGGAAAAAUUCCCCAAAGUUUAAAUGAUACGCUUCUGGUGCUUAUUCUGAAGGUGGACCAACCUUCUAAAGCAGCUGAUUUCAGACCAAUAGCUUAUUGUACUACUAUCUAUAAAUGCAUUUCUAAGAUUCUUUGUCGUAGGCUUGCUAAAUUUCAUUCCUCAUUGAUUAAUCAAAACCAUGGUGUGUUUAUUAAGCAUAGAUCUCUUGCCUACAAUGUUCUCAUAUUUCAAGAUUUGAUUAAGGGGUACAAUAGGAAAAAUAGUUCUCCUCGGUGUGCUAUGAAGAUUGACCUUAGUAAAGCUUAUGAUUCUAUUGAUUUGGAUUUCUUGGAGAAUUUAUUAAAUGCUCUUUGCUUUCCUAGUAAAUUUAUUAGAUGGAUCAUGAUUUGCUUAAGGGGCGGCAAAAGGCUUAGGCAAGGAGAUCCAAUCUCUCCUAUGCUCUUUGUUAUUGUGAUGGACUACCUUACCCGAAUGUUAAUCAAAGCCUUCAAGGAGAAAGGUUUCAGAUUUCAUCCUAUGUGCAAAUCUCUCAACCUUGUUAAUCUUUGUUUUGCUGAUGAUCUGCUUAUCUUUUGCAAAGCUAAUUCUCAAUCAGUGCAGAUUCUUCAUAGAGCGCUUGCUGAGUUCAAAUCAGUUUUGGGCUUGUCUAUCAACCACAACAAAUCUAAUAGUUACUUUGGAGGGUUGUCAGAUAUUGCUAAAGCUCCUGUUUUGAGCUGUACAAAUCUGAUUGAGGGCUCCUUUCCUCUGAAGUGCCUUGGAGUUCCGCUUAGGCCUACCAAAUUUUUGGUAGCUGCUGCAGUGCAAGUUCAUCUUCGGUUGGGCAAACUGUAUAAUCACUUUCUCUCUGGUGAGAAGGUUGAUUAUUGUAUUUUCUCUGAGAAGGUCAUGCAGGCAAUCUCUAGUUGGCUGGGAGAGGCGAUUUGGCCUGGUAACUUUGCUGAUUGGCGUGUGUGGUUGGCUGGUUGUAGGCGUGAUUGGUUGUUCCAGGUGGUGUCCGCGGCUCUUGCUGCUGCCAUUUAUUUUAUCUUGUUAAAUGGGAACAAGUGUUGCUUUGAUAAUAGCUGCUAUUCUGUUUCCAAAAUAGAUCACAUGAUUCGAUUUUCUGUCAAAGCCAGAGUUCUUAACUUUAAUUCUAGGAAGUUGUCUUCUAGAGAGAGACAAAUGUUAGAGUUUGUUACUAGCUUGUAA
Molecule: messenger RNA, 2028 nt
Organism: Humulus lupulus (European hop)
Lineage: Eukaryota; Viridiplantae; Streptophyta; Magnoliopsida; Rosales; Cannabaceae
Exons: 6
Coding region: 1-2028 (675 amino acids)
Source: RefSeq, a predicted model, not a curated record